CGCGCAGGCAGGUCCCGCGCUGCCCCGCGGGAGGGGCCUACCGGUCCCCAUCCUUAAAGCACGAGUCCGGACGCUCCGCCUGUUGGAGAGGGCGCCUGGCUGUGGACAGCCAACAGCCGGGGCGGGCCAGGGCCGACCGAGGAGGGCCUGAGGCUACGGAGCCGCUGCGGCUGGCACACGAGCGUCUCGGCCCGGACCAAGUGGUUGCGGGAGCUGUGAGGGGAGGCGUGGUGGGCGCCAUUGCUGCCCGUCAGAACGCCGCGGGGGUCCCCGUCAGCCCUAGCCGCUCUCCCCUGGCUGAGAGGAACCGUCGCCAGUCCCCGGCCCGGUCUCCUGAAUCGGGUGCCUCCUCUGCCAUCCCUGCGGAGACCAUGUUUGACAAGACGCGGCUGCCGUACGUGGCCCUCGAUGUGCUCUGCGUGUUGCUGGCUGGAUUGCCUUUUGCAAUUCUUACUUCAAGGCAUACCCCCUUCCAACGAGGAUUAUUCUGUAAUGAUGAGUCCAUCAAGUACCCUUACAAAGAAGACACCAUACCUUAUCCGUUAUUAGGUGGAAUAAUCAUUCCAUUCAGUAUUAUCGUUAUGAUUGUUGGAGAAACCCUGUCUGUUUAUUUUAGCCUCUUGCACUCGAAUUCCUUUAUCAGGAAUAACUACAUAGCCACUAUUUACAAAGCCAUUGGAACAUUUUUAUUUGGUGCAGCUGCUAGUCAGUCCCUGACUGAUAUUGCCAAGUAUUCGAUAGGCAGACUGCGGCCUCACUUCCUGGAUGUUUGUGACCCAGACUGGUCAAAAAUCAACUGCAGUGAUGGUUACAUUGAAAACUACAUAUGUCGAGGGAAUGCACAAAAAGUGAAGGAGGGCAGACUGUCCUUUUAUUCGGGCCACUCUUCAUUCUCCAUGUACUGCAUGAUGUUCGUGGCACUUUAUCUUCAAGCCAGAAUGAAGGGAGACUGGGCAAGACUUUUACGCCCUACACUGCAAUUUGGUCUUGUUGCUGCGUCCAUUUAUGUGGGCCUUUCUCGAGUUUCUGAUUACAAACACCACUGGAGUGAUGUGUUGACUGGACUCAUUCAAGGAGCUCUGGUUGCAAUAUUAGUUGCUGUAUAUGUAUCAGAUUUCUUCAAAAAGAGAAAUUCUCCUUUUAAAGAAAGAAAAGAGGAGGAUUCUCAUACAACUCUGCAUGAAACACCGACGACAGGGAAUCACUAUCGGAACAGUCACCAGCCUUGAAGGUGGCAGAGUGCCCAGAUGAAGCUGGCCUGCUUUCUAAAGAAAAAUGAUUGCAACCAGAAGGCAAGAGGAUGCGUCUUUCUUCCCGGUGUACAAGCCUGUAAGGGACUGCUGCUACUAUACCUCUUGGAUGCCUACUUUACCUGUGUGUAUAUAGUUACAUUUAACACAAUGGUUAUCUAAUAGCUGUAAGUUCAUUUAAAAAAAUUUCAACGGCCUUUCACUAAACAAUGCCCCCCCUGUACAUUUUUUUAUUAAAAAAUGUAACGCUCA
Molecule: messenger RNA, 1502 nt
Organism: Budorcas taxicolor (takin)
Lineage: Eukaryota; Metazoa; Chordata; Mammalia; Artiodactyla; Bovidae
Gene: PLPP1
Product: phospholipid phosphatase 1
Exons: 6
Coding region: 372-1229 (285 amino acids)
Biological process (GO): phospholipid metabolic process; phospholipid dephosphorylation; signal transduction
Molecular function (GO): phosphatidate phosphatase activity
Source: RefSeq, a predicted model, not a curated record